Messenger RNA from Dacryopinax primogenitus, 1666 nucleotides. RefSeq lists its product as uncharacterized. The coding region runs from base 57 to 1559 and encodes 500 amino acids. The record is from RefSeq and is a predicted model, not a curated record. Lineage: Eukaryota; Fungi; Basidiomycota; Dacrymycetes; Dacrymycetales; Dacrymycetaceae. Gene Ontology annotation, biological process: DNA-templated transcription initiation; transcription by RNA polymerase III; transcription preinitiation complex assembly. The transcript has 3 exons. Gene Ontology annotation, molecular function: RNA polymerase III general transcription initiation factor activity; RNA polymerase III type 3 promoter sequence-specific DNA binding. Gene Ontology annotation, cellular component: transcription factor TFIIIB complex; nucleus; transcription preinitiation complex.
CAACAUGCCCCGCAUGCAACUCUUCAAGCCUUUUAUUCGACUGCGACGCGUUAUCCAUGAUCUGCUCGCACUGUGGUGUCCUAUGCGAUCCAACGCAGAUCAUCAUCGACAAUGAAUCAAGUAGUCAUGGUUUCGGUCAACAUUAUGGUCUAGAAUUCGCGGGCCGUGCUCUCAUGCGUGCGGAUGGAGCUUCACGGCAGGGCUUUCAGACAGAGGAAGUGAGACGUGAUAUGAUUAAAGCCACCCGACAUAAGCUUAUUCGAGAUCUACUUUUCGCACUGAAUCGCCGUUCUGACAGCCUGAGUUACAGAGCGGAACACCUCUUUGACACUGUACACAAACGCGCACAUUUCGCGUGGGGUUCGACCCGUGCGGAAGAUGUGGCAGCGUGCUGUGUGUCUAUUGUUUUGAGAGAGGCAACUCUUCCUGAAUCUCUGCGAGAGCUUGCCAUACUCACGUCGCGACCUCUGCCUCGAUUAGCCCGCGUAUAUCGAAAAGUGAAACAUCUGUUAGGCUUGCAACUGUCGCUCACGGACCCACAUCUUCAUUUCCCUACCCUAAUUUCUCAUAUCCGCACUACUCUUGACGUUCGACUGCUCCCCUCCCUUCCUGCGACAACUACAGACCUCAUUCUUUCGGCGCCGCAAGAAUGCAUACUAGAGUGGGCAAGAAGGCUGCUCAACAUUGCUACAGACAACGGGCUCGUCCAUGGACGGCAUGUGGGAGCAGUGGCCUGUGCAGUAGUGCUUCUUGCUUUCGAGGCUGAAGCCGAAAUUCGACUACAAGGCCUCGAAGUUCUGGCCGGUUUGCUCGGUAGCCGCUUGGGGAAGAGGGCCUCCACCGUCCUCAAACGAUACUCCGAAAUUGUAAAGCUGCUCUCGUUUAUCAAGACCCAGUUGCAGCACAGGCAUCCUGAAGCCUUUCUAAGUCUCUCGAACGGUAUAGCAUCUACAAGCCGUAUGAGAUGGCUCAAGGAUGUGCUUAUCCUGAUUGGCGAAGCUUCUGGAAGCGAACUGGACGCCGGACGAUGGCCGAUUCUUCCAUAUUUGGGGCACAAGAGGAACAAUAUCAGUGAUUCCGUCUCGUUGGCAUAUGAUGAACCCCACAUCGGGGAGGAUGACGUGGAAUGUGACUAUUGGUGCCAGGACUGUGAAGAUGAUGGGGACACCUCCCUUGACAGUCCGCGAAGUAACAAUAUGGUCCCAGUCCAGCACAUCACGGAAGGAUCUAACCAUAUGUCUUCGGCCCGUCCUGCAUAUAUACGCACUUCCCGACUUCGCCAGACAAAACCAAAACUGGAAGCGCUUGUAAUCAGAGCAGCGACCACGUUCUUGGCACCCAUGCGUGGCAUUCCGGACCCUGAAGGUGCAUGUGCGACUCGAAGACUGCUUUUGCAGUCGGAUGCACCGUUAGCCGAUGUUGGGAACGUGCUGCUUUCCGGUACGCGGCUCUCGCGUUUAGCUGCGGAGCGAGGAGGACAACAUUUGGUGCAAGACGACGAACUAUUCUGUGAGGGAGAGUUGGAAUCUUAUCUCCAGAAGCCUAGCGUUGCCGAGUAAUAUUGCUCUCUGACACUGCUGUCGAAUUCCAUGGUAUGUGUACGACUGGGGUUGUGACUGGUAGGAACCAGAACGUAUCACCUAAUAUACGUGUUUGAGUACCAACA